Messenger RNA from Saimiri boliviensis boliviensis (Bolivian squirrel monkey), 934 nucleotides. RefSeq names its product CDC42 effector protein 5 (gene CDC42EP5). The record is from RefSeq and is a predicted model, not a curated record. Gene Ontology annotation, molecular function: small GTPase binding. NCBI's taxonomy places the organism in Eukaryota, Metazoa, Chordata, Mammalia, Primates, Cebidae. Gene Ontology annotation, cellular component: cytoskeleton; cytoplasm; plasma membrane. Gene Ontology annotation, biological process: positive regulation of pseudopodium assembly; regulation of cell shape; positive regulation of actin filament polymerization.
GCCCCACCCCCUCUGCCCGUUCCCCUGCACACUCAGUCCGGCCUCCUCCUGCCCCCACACUCAGCCCGGAGGGGACUCAGCGUUUCCACCGCUGCUUUCUAGCCCUUUAAAUCCUAGAGGCAAACUUUUGGGGGAUAAGAAAGGCUUGGAGGGCCCUGUGCCAAAACCCUCUCUGCCUGGGGACUGGGUGGUGAUUCCGCUUCUGCCUGGGCUCCCAUCAUGGCCCCGGAGAGGGGCUGACACUUUAGCUCCCGGUGCAGGUGAGAUCCCGCCCCGAGGAACAAGGAAGAAGGCGCGGGCCGAGGAUUAGGAGGCGGAGGCGAACUCGGAGCCGGGGAACCAGGGUCCGGGCUGGAGCCGGAGUGGUGAGCGCGCGCCUGGCCCGCUCUGGGAGGACCGCGAGAUGCCCGUGCUGAAGCAGCUGGGCCCCGCGCAGCCCAAGAAGCGGCCGGAUCGCGGCGCCCUGUCCAUCUCCGCGCCGCUCGGCGACUUCCGGCACACGCUGCACGUGGGGCGCGGCGGCGACGCCUUCGGGGACACCUCGUUCCUGAGCCGCCACGGCGGCGGGCCGCCCCAGCCACGAGCGCCCCCCGCGGGAGCCCCGCGCUCCCCGCCGCCGCCCGCCGUCCCGCAGCCCGCCGCGCCUGCCCUCUGCACGCCCGCGCCGGCCGACCCUCUGCUGUCCUUCCACCUGGAUCUGGGGCCCUCCAUGCUGGACGCGGUGCUAGGCGUCAUGGACGCAGAGCGCCCCGACGCGGCUGCCGCCAAGCCCGACGCGGAACCCCGCUCCGGGACGCAGCGCCCCAAGGCCUGCUGCCGCCCCAACGCGGACCUGGAGCUGGACGACGUCAUCGGCCUCUAGGCUCCCCGCUUCCCCUCCCUUCCCGCGCUGCGCCCCACUUCCAUAUACAUAAACGGCCAAGUGUGUGCCCGG